Messenger RNA from Cydia splendana, 378 nucleotides. RefSeq lists its product as uncharacterized. Bases 1 to 378 code for a protein of 125 amino acids. The record is from RefSeq and is a predicted model, not a curated record. The transcript has a single exon. NCBI's taxonomy places the organism in Eukaryota, Metazoa, Arthropoda, Insecta, Lepidoptera, Tortricidae.
AUGACCGGACACGGCUGCUUCGGUCAUUACCUGCACAACAUAGAGAGGGAAUUAGGGCCCCAGUGUCACGAAUGCGGUGACCCUGAUGACUCGGCCCAACACACCUUAGAGGUCUGCAGUCGUUGGGAGGAGGAGCGCCGUACUCUAACGGCAGCAAUAAGAACGACGGAUCUCUCGCUGCACAGCGUCGUUGCGGCCAUGCUGGGCAGCGAGAGAAAAUGGAAGGCGGUUGUCUCCUUCUGCGAGGAGGUCAUCUCGCAGAAGGAGGCAGCGGAGCGGGAGCGCGAAGACGCGGCCGACGCGCCCCCGCUUCGGCAGAGACGAAGAGGGAGAAGACGUGCGCAGUACGCUGCGGUAAACCGCGUCCUCCCUCGGUAG